UUACGUUGAAAUACGUCAACUGAUAGCGAGUCGAAGACGCAAUGCGACUGCGGGCCUCCAGUCACCGCUCAACAACGGUGGGCUACGAAGGUGGGCUCACACGUCUAGUCAUUAUUGUUAAUUUACGCCGUUCUUGUUUUCAAUAAAUUGUGAAGUCUGUCGAGAUUACUGCCAAAUACAGCAAUCAUGCCGGACAACAGCAGCAAAUUCAAUCCAAAUAUACAAUUGGAAAUACCCAAAUGGAUAAAUGCGAAAUAUUUUGAGAAGAUACUGCAUAAAGAGGAUACAAAUCUCCACAAAAUAAUAAAAUUGACGCCGAUCCCCGCUACACCGCCCGGUGAGAACUACACAUCGCUCAUGAUGCGCAUCCUAAUGGACAUUGAACUAAAAGAUGGCUACACACAACAGAAGUCGUACAUUGUAAAAACAACACUGGACGACGACAAAGGCGGCACACUUAUCAAUGCACUGAAUCUCUUUCCGAAAGAGAAACUCAUGUACGAGCGCAUUCUACCUCAGCUGGAGCAACUCUACCAUGACCUUGGCAAGAAUGUGAUAUUCGCACCCAAAUGCCAAUGGAUCGAGCAAAAAUCCAGCCGCAUUACUAUUGUACUCGAAGAUCUGAAUACAAAGAAAUUCCGCAACAUCAACAGACUCAAAGGCUUCGACAUGCCGCACAUGAAGCGUGUGCUGGAAAAGCUCGCCGAAUUCCAUGCAGCCAGCGUCAUAUGGCACGAGAAGCACGGCGCAUAUCCGGAUGAAUUUCAGAAAAGCUAUCUACCUGCCAACUAUCAAAAAUCGAAAUCUUAUCAGGCACGUGUACAAAGCUACAAGAUAGCUAUGGCGACGUGGGGCUUAGAAGAUUACGACAAAUAUGUGGAGCGCAUUCCAAGUGCCGAACAAUUCGUCAAUGCAGCCAUGGGCUGCUUCAACUCAGAUCCUAACGAAUUCAAGGUGCUCAAUCAUGGCGACUUCUGGUCCAGCAAUAUAAUGCUGAACUACACCUCAAAUGGCGAAGUGAAUCAAAUACGCUUCGUAGACUACCAGCUGUGCAAGUGGGGCAGCCCGGCACAGGAUCUAUGGGAACUAAUCGUGUGCUCAGUUGUGAGCAAUUUGCGCAUUUGGGAAUUCGAUCAUUUCAUACGAAUCUACCACACUCACCUACUUAAGUGCUUGAAGCUACUCAAUUAUGGCAAACCGCUGCCCAAACUGAAUGAGCUGCAUAUAAGUAUGUUGAAGCAUGGCUUUUGGGGCUACAGCACAACCUUCACACAUUUGGUUCUAAUACUCCUGCCUUCGGAUAAAGAUGCCAGUCUAUUCAAGCUGAUUCAGCCGGGGGAGGAAGGCGACAAGUUCCGCCACAAAGCCUAUACAAAUCCGCUCUACGUGCGCGCUAUGUUGGAUAUAUUGCCAUUUUUAUAUAGGCGUGGCAUUUUAGACUUUCAAUGACUAGGCUUUUGAAAAAGUACAAAAAUAUGCGGCUGACUGUGGAAUUUUACAAAAUUAGCAGAAAAUCUGGUGGUGCCAAGGUUACAAAUGGAUGCUGGAGUAGUUCUUGGCUAUGCGAAAUUUACGCCAAAAGAUGUAUAAAAUUUGUACUUAAAUAAAAUAGUUCAUGCUACGCUUCCCAGUUUUCGUUGAAGUCAUCUACAAGAAGGAUGGAAGACAAAACUGGUUAAAUGGAGAGUAACGAAAUCAGGAUAGGGCUACUAAUAAUUUUAAUAUUUCUAUAAUAUUUUUAAUUGAUUAAUAAAAAUUUUUAAUUCGAAAUAUUUGCAGUUGAAA
This is a messenger RNA of Anastrepha obliqua, 1785 nucleotides long. RefSeq lists its product as uncharacterized. Lineage: Eukaryota; Metazoa; Arthropoda; Insecta; Diptera; Tephritidae. The transcript is spliced from 4 exons. Bases 187 to 1449 code for a protein of 420 amino acids. The record is from RefSeq and is a predicted model, not a curated record.